Scheffersomyces coipomensis is the source of this 2052-nucleotide messenger RNA. RefSeq names its product tRNA methyltransferase. The record is from RefSeq and is a predicted model, not a curated record. The transcript has a single exon. The coding region runs from base 1 to 2052 and encodes 683 amino acids. Gene Ontology annotation, biological process: tRNA methylation; wybutosine biosynthetic process. Gene Ontology annotation, molecular function: tRNA methyltransferase activity; protein binding. NCBI's taxonomy places the organism in Eukaryota, Fungi, Ascomycota, Pichiomycetes, Serinales, Debaryomycetaceae.
AUGAUACCGACGAAACCAUUAACGGCGGAACAAAUCGCCCGUCAACAACGUAAGAUUGAAAAAGACCGUCGAAGAAAACAAUAUGAAGAUUUACAAGUUCAGGGGACCAAUAAUUCAUCUAUUGUUUCGAAAAGAAGUGUUGAAAAAAUAUAUGAUACCAAAUUACAUCCUGAAGAGAAAGAAUGGUUUGCCAGUUUUGUAUUCAAGAAGGUUGUAAGACGUUCACCUGCUAUUAAUCGUGGAUAUUGGAUUCGUAUGGAAAGUAUAAAGUCGCUAGUUAAACAAAUUGUGAAAUUAAAUCCUGGCAAAGUUGUUAAUGUGAUUAAUUUAGGGUGUGGAUUUGAUCCAUUACCAUUUCAAUUAUUUAAUUAUGAUGAAAAGUUGAAAUUCAUUGAUAUUGAUUAUCCUGAAUUAGUCGAUAAUAAAUAUAAAAUGAUCAUUGAUAGUGAAGAUAUCAUGAAAUUAAUCGGUAGAGAUAAUAAUACUAUCAAUCAAACCGAUGAUUCAGAUGGUAUUAAACUCGGAUUAAAAAUCAACCAUGAUAGAUAUAAACUUAUCGGAUGUGACUUGAAACAAUCGGAACUUUAUGGCAAACAAUUAUCUCAUUUACUCACCAAUAAAGAUGAAAUCAAUGUAUUCAUCGCUGAAGUAUCCCUUGCAUAUAUGAAGAAUCAAUAUUCAAAUAAGAUUAUCGAAAUCAGUAGUAACCUUCCUAAUAGUCAUUUCCUUAUCCUUGAACAGAUCUUACCUGAUCUGGAAUUGAAUAGUUUUGCCCAAAAGAUGAUUGCUCAUUUCGAUAAAUUACGAAGUUCAUUAUAUUGUAUCAAGAAUUAUCCUACAAAGACCGAUCAAAUAAUUCGAUUUAAACUGUAUUUCCCUCAUGUUGAGAUUAAUAAUCUUUUUGAAAAUUGGCAACAGUUGAUUGAAACAGAUGUCAAAGUUGCGAUUAAUAAUAUUGAACAGUUUGAUGAAUGGGAAGAAUUCAUUAUAUUUUGUCAACAUUAUGUGAUCUUACAUGGUUGUAAUAUUGAAGGCCAAUCCUUGUAUAAAGAUAGUCAUGCAUCAAAGACUCCUACAUAUGAAACAAGUUCAUCUAUAUCAUUUUCGUUGGAUGAAAACUUAUGUCAUGAUGAAAGAUUAGAAUUAAAAUUCCCAGGGAUAUGUGAAUUAGGUGAUAAGAUAUUAAUUCAAGGUGGAUUGAAACAAUCAAGAACAAAUGAGACAUUAAUUGUCAAUCCUAAGGAAUCCACCAUUGAAAUUGUUGAAAAUAAUGGUGAUGAAGUUCCGGCUAGAAUGUGUCAUACAAUCACUUCCAUCAAUAAUGAAGAAACAAUCUUAAUCGGUGGUAGAACUCGACCUGGGGUUAAUCUUAAAGAUAUUUAUAAAUUCAGGAAUGAGAAAUGGAUUAAAUUAACCGAAAUGAAAGAAGGUAGAAGUAGACAUUGUACAGUUAAGAUUGAUUCUGAUCAUAUUUUAAUCUUUGGUGGAUUGGAAUAUGAUAGUUCUGAAGAUUUAUUCAUGAUCUAUCAAAUUUCAACUAAUGAGUUCUAUCCAUUGAAGAUUACCGGUGAUCAAAUUACCAAUCUUUUAGGUAGUGAUGUUGAUUAUAAUGGUCAAUAUGGGAUUAUAUUAGGAGGAAUGAUAAAUGUUGAUGAACCUUGUGUGAAUGAUAAAUUAUAUAAAUUCACCAUUGAUUUAAAUCAUAAGUCCAUUCAUUUAACUAUCAUUGGAGAAGAUUCCUACUUAUUUAGUAGAAUUGGAGGUCAUGUCAAAUUAAUCAAUGAUCGAAAAAUGAUUAUUAUGGGAGGUAUAUCGCCUAAAGAUAUUUAUACAUAUCAAAAUAACGCCAUAAGUUUAGAAAUCAAAGAAGAAGGUUACAAAAUAGAGUAUAUUCCGAUUGCGGAUAAGAUUAGACAAGUUAAAUCACCAUUAUUGAUUGGAUUCGGAGUGAUUCAUGAUAAAAGUUCGAGACAACUUACUAUUAUUAGUGGAGGAGCUGUUUGUUAUUCAUUUGGUAGUGGAUAUAAUGGAGUGUAUACUAUUAGAUAUUAA